AUGAAUGACACGGAAGUCUUCUGCAAAAACAACCAAACAGACAACUCUUCUGACCCGUCAUGUGUGAGCUCGCGCCCUUCACCUUACAGCCACAUCGACAUCACCACUUUCAUGCACAUUUUCCCCACGAUUUACGGCAUCCUCUGCUCCGUUGGAGUUAUCUCUAACGCGCUGGUCAUUUAUGCCGUGAAAGCAUGCAAGAAGAAGAUGGUUUCGGACAUCUAUGUGUUGAACUUGGCGAUAGCUGACAUGCUUUUCCUGCUGGUGAUGCCCUUCAACAUUCACCAGCUGGUCAGGGACAGGCAGUGGGUGUUUGGAAACUUUAUGUGCAAAGCGGUGGUGGUGGUGGAUGUCAGCAACCAGUUCACGACAGUGGGGAUUGUUACCGUGCUCUGCAUUGAUCGAUACAUCGCUAUCGUCCACCCCACCUCAGAGCGGAGGACCAUCCAGUGGACCAUCAUCAUUAACCUGCUGGUGUGGCUGGGCAGCUUUCUCCUCACCGUCCCCGUCAUGAUAUACGCCAAAGUUGUCAAGCGACAGCACUUGGAGGUGUGCAUGAUGUUCCUGGACGGGCCUGAGGACAUGUACUGGUACACUCUCUACCAGUCCAUACUGGGCUACAUCAUCCCUCUCAUUAUCAUCAGUACCUUCUACUCACUCACCCUCUACCAUGUGUUCAGCUCCAUCCGCCGCGUCAAACGGAAGCAGUCAGUUUGGGCCAAAAGAGCCACAAAGAUGGUCCUCAUGGUCAUUGCCUUGUUCCUGGUCUGCUGGUCGCCCUACCAUGUCAUCCAGGUGAUCAAUCUGACCAACAAUACCCCCACCAUCGCCUUCAUCUACGCCUAUAACAUCAGCAUCUGCCUCAGCUACUCCCACAGCUGCAUCAACCCGCUCAUGUUGCUCAUCUUUGCGCAGAAUUACCGCGAGCGUCUCUGCCACAAAAACGUGCUACAGAGUUCGCAGCAGUCAUCCAAGAUGACCGUCGUCAAAGCGGACGGCUCCAGCACGACCAACGACCCCAACUACCGCUGCACUGUCAUCUAACCACAGAAGAUGGCAUGCUUUUUUGUGCAUAGACAUGUAUUCUUUGUCUCUUGAUGGAAAAGGAAGAAGCUUUUGUUAUCCUUAAAAAAUUAAGACUGGGAAUGAAGCUUGAGCAGCAAAAUCAAACAAGUGAAAACAUUUAAAGAAACAGAAAUCACUGCAGGUGAAAGCUGACCCACACCAUCCUCAAUAUCACACCCUGUCUGGAGACACGUACGCACAUUCACACACUUAUUAUGAUGACAUUAAAGACUUCUUAUUCCGUAGUAAUCAUGGACCUAUUAUUGUAAUUAUGUGCUAAAGACAUUCCUUUUUUUCUGUGUUGCCACAUUCUUGUUUGUAUUACAUUUAUUAUCUGCUACCAUGAAAUGAAAAUUAUUUCUUUUAUUUAUUCUUUGUUCUUUCCCUCAAUCCACAACGUCUGCACAUCCAAGCAUUCAUGAACAUGCACAUGCUUUUAGCUUAGGUGUCCUUUCAUGAACUCAGCAGCUUUUUUUUAGCUCUUUCACCCAUUAAUUAUUCUGUUCCUUUCCCUCUAAGCCUUCUCAAUUAUGAGUUAAUCAUGACCAUUUCUUCUGCAAGCUGUUAUUGACAAAAGUGCUCAUUCCUUUAACAGUUUAGU
Molecule: messenger RNA, 1666 nt
Organism: Cheilinus undulatus (humphead wrasse)
Lineage: Eukaryota; Metazoa; Chordata; Actinopteri; Labriformes; Labridae
Gene: mchr2b
Product: melanin-concentrating hormone receptor 2
Exons: 2
Coding region: 1-1044 (347 amino acids)
Biological process (GO): neuropeptide signaling pathway
Cellular component (GO): membrane; neuron projection
Molecular function (GO): G protein-coupled receptor activity; neuropeptide binding
Source: RefSeq, a predicted model, not a curated record